This is a messenger RNA of Neoarthrinium moseri, 918 nucleotides long. RefSeq lists its product as uncharacterized. The coding region runs from base 1 to 918 and encodes 305 amino acids. The transcript is spliced from 5 exons. Gene Ontology annotation, biological process: mitochondrial electron transport, NADH to ubiquinone. Lineage: Eukaryota; Fungi; Ascomycota; Sordariomycetes; Amphisphaeriales; Apiosporaceae. The record is from RefSeq and is a predicted model, not a curated record.
AUGUCUGGUCUGCGAUGGGACCUGAGCUCUGUCGCGUCUGGGGGCUCUGGGGCCAGCGGCUUCCAGGUUGCGAUUCUGCCGCGGUCCACCGCCAGCUGGCACCGUAUGGCAGGGUCUGAAGUUGGCGGCAAAGGCAGCUUGCCCAGGUUGAACAACACGUCGAUUGCUGACUCAUCAUCUACGCCCCCAGCAUGGGCUGCAUGGGCUGCACGGGCACAGGAUGUGGCUAGUGCGGUGGCCAACCUGUGUUGCGUGGCUGGAUCCAAUCAGCGGCCUCCAUUUCCAACCUUUCGGCCCCGGCUGCUGCUGGGACUUGCGGACGUCAAGCGAAGCUUCACGAACGACAAACGACGACGCACCACCAACGAGGAGGCCGUCAGCACCACAACCAUGGCCGCCCGGAAGCCAAUCUUCAACCAGCAAGUCCUGGUGGACACCACCCCUCUGCCCGACUCCAUCCCCAAGGUCCCCGAGGUUGGCGCCACCUCUGCGCCUCUGCUCUCGGCCUCCUUCUUCAUCGGCGCCCGCUGCCGCCCCUACAACGAUGACUUCAUGCAGUGCAAGAACGAGAACCCCGGCAAGGGCGAGGCCGAGUGCCUGAAGGAGGGCCGACGGGUCACCAGAUGCGCCGCCAGUGUGAUCGACGACGUCAACAAGCACUGCCUCGAUGAGUUCCGCAAGCACUGGCAAUGUCUAGACAACAACAACCACCAACUAUGGCAGUGCCGCAAGGACGAGUGGAAGUUGAACAAGUGCGUAUUCGACAACCUGAAACUGGAGAAGGAGCUCCCGGAUGCCGUCGGCAUCCCCGUCCACCUACGUUCCAAGCAGAUCUACGCCCAUUACCCCAUCCUCAGAGAUCCUGGCCAGAAGCCUUUCCCCAAGGCCGUUGACCCUCCGUCGGCCCCCGCAUCGUGA